UUUCUUCUCUACUUACCGUAAACUUAACUUCCAUCUGUUCACGUCCACAUUUGACGAAUCAAAUCAAAUUCCAUAAAACUCACAAACAUAUAUAAACAUAAACAUAAUUCCCAGGAUAUAUGUUGUUUUUCGUCUGAUUUUCUCCAGCAAACACACAUCUAUCAUAUCGAAGCAACAAGCCAUCCAUGGCGGGCUGUACAAGUUGUAGAUGGCAAUGGUAUUUGCGAAUGGUAAUUUUGUUUGCUCAGUUUUUCCUGUUGCCGGCAGCCCAGUUUGGGGUAUUGUCAAGGGAAGCUUUGCCAGGAGUCCAAUUGGAUAUACAGCGAAGCUAUGCAGUGAUGAGUAAUGGCAUCCUUGAAGUCAAUAUGACAGUCCCAGAAGGUUUUGUCACAGGGGUAUCGUACCUAGGGAUUCAAAAUUUACUCAAUACAGACAACACAUUUAACAAUAGAGGAUUUUGGAGUAUUACGUGGGUCAAUCCAGAGAAUGAUAUACAGAUGGACAAGUUAGAGGGUACAAGCUUCAAAGUCAUAACACAAACUGAAGAUCAAGUAGAGGUUUCGUUUACAAGAAAGUGGGAUGGUUCUCAAACUCAACCUCGGUUAAAUGUUGACCACAGAGUUAUAAUGUUGCGGGGCUUGUCGGGUUUCUACACGUACUCUAUAUUUGAGCGGUUAAAAGGAUGGCCUGCCCUGACUUUAGGAGAGAACAGGAUUGUCUACAAACUAAACACAGAUACGUUUGAUUUUAUGGCUAUCUCGAAUGGGAGGCAGAGGAUGAUGCCAAGAGAUGAGGAUCGUAAAACUGGGCAAAAACUUGAUUACGCAGAAGCUGUUCUCUUGACAAAUCCAAUUGAUCCAUCUAUGAAAGGAGAGGUUGAUGACAAGUACUUCUAUGCAAAAGAUAGUAAAGACAUUAAGGUUCAUGGGUGGGUUUCUACUAAACAUGAUCCCCCACUAGGAUUUUGGAUGAUAAGUCCAACCAUGGAGGCUCGUGUCGGUGGUCCUUUCAAGACAGAUUUAUCGUCUCAUUGCGGCCCGACUUUACUCUCUAAGUUUGGCGGUAGGCAUUUUGCUGGGAAGGAAUUAGAUUCUAAGUUUCAAAAUGGAGAGCCAUGGAAAAAGGUUUUUGGUCCUGAAUUUGUGUAUCUCAACAAAGAUCCUUCUGCUAAGAAUGAUCCUUCUCUACUCUGGAAUGAUGCAGUGAAAAGGAGGAAUCAAGAAGUUGAAAAUUGGCCAUAUGAUUUUCCAACUUCCAAGGACUACAUCAAAUCUCAGCAAAGAGGAACUGUCAGAGGUCGAUUACUUGUUCAUGAUUGGUUUGCCGAUAAACAACCAGUUCCAGCAUCAAAUGCUUACGUGGGAUUGGCCCUGCCGGGUGAACCUGGAGCUUGGCAAAGAGAAACUAAGGGAUAUCAAUUCUGGACAGAAACAGAUAAAGAUGGGAACUUCUUCAUCAAAAAAGUAAUAGUUGGGACUUAUGCUCUAUAUGCAACAGUUCCAGGGAGGAUUGGGACCUACAAAAAUGAUAAGCCUGUCAACAUUGAACCAGGUUCUGAAAUUGAACUGGGAGAUUUAGUGUAUAAACCUCCAAGAAAUGGAGCGACACUUUGGGAUAUAGGCGUUGCAGACCGUACAGCUGCUGAAUUUUUCAUCCCAAAACCCGAUCCCAAGUAUAAAGUCUACCCGUUCAAAGAUCAACCGGAAAAUAGGUUUAGAGAAUAUGGCCUGUGGAAACGCUAUGCAGAUUUGUACCCUGAUCGAGAUCUUGUCUUCACUGUUGGAAGUAGUGAUUACGCUAAAGACUGGUUUUUUGCUCAUGUCACCAGAGAACUUGCAAAUGGAACAUAUGGGGACACCACAAGACAAAUUGUAUUUAAGCUUGAAAAUGUAAAUACAACCUCAUAUUACACACUCCGAUUGGCACUGGCAGCAGUCCACUUAGCAGAUGUACAAUUACGUUUCAAUAAGAGAGAUGCAGAACUACCCCAUUUCUCGACGGGGAUUAUAGGCGGAGAUAACGCUGUAGCGAGACACGGGAUUCAUGGGCUGUAUUGGCUCUUCAGUUUCAGGGUAAGUGGAUCAUGGCUUGUGCCAGGAAACAACACAAUAUUUCUGACACAUGUAGGAGGUUCCACUUCUUGGAGAGGUGCCAUGUAUGACUAUAUAAGGUUCGAAGGUCCUGACCAGUUAAAGGUUUCUAUGUAAUAUAUGUAACAUUAUUCACUAACGAUUAUACCAUGCGCCGGGCAUGAUACAAGCUAAAUCGGCAACAUCGUACCAUUUGGGCAGCUAGGACUGAUGGGACUUCAACCACCGCCCAAAUUAAACAUUAUUAUAUGUUCCGCCCAUACGAUGAUGAUAAAUCUGUAGCCAGAAAUUUAUUUUAUAUUCAUAUAUGUACUAUAAAUAAAUAUUUUGUAUACCAUUUUUUUAAAUAUUGAUUUAAUUUAAAAA
Messenger RNA from Ipomoea triloba (trilobed morning glory), 2456 nucleotides. RefSeq names its product rhamnogalacturonate lyase-like. Gene Ontology annotation, molecular function: carbohydrate binding; catalytic activity. The transcript is spliced from 15 exons. Bases 186 to 2207 code for a protein of 673 amino acids. Lineage: Eukaryota; Viridiplantae; Streptophyta; Magnoliopsida; Solanales; Convolvulaceae. Gene Ontology annotation, biological process: carbohydrate metabolic process. The record is from RefSeq and is a predicted model, not a curated record.